AUGGCUUCCUUUGUUGUUUUCCUCUCUCUCUUCACUCUCUUCUCCCUUUUCUCCCUCACCCAACUCCAAUCCCCGGCGCCAUCAACCUCCCCACCACCGCCGCCGCCGCCACAGUCCCUUUUGAAUGCAGCCGAGACCCUUUCCAAUUCGGGCUACAAUGCCAUGUCCCUCACCCUGAAUCUCCUCCUUGAUCAACCCCAUUCCAUCAGCUUCCCAUCUUCUCUCACCAUUUUCACUCCCCCGGAUUCAGCGUUUGCCGCUGCCGGCCAGCCUUCACUUUCCCUGCUCCUCCUCCAUUUCUCGCCACUUUCUCUUUCCCUCCAAUCACUAAGUUCUCUGCCCUUUUCUUCACCCAUCCCAACCCUGUCAAAAACCCAUGCUUCCAUCUUCAUCACCACCUCAUCUGAAAACCCCACCAAAAUUUCCAUCAACAACGUUGAGAUUUCCGGCUCACCCGUCUAUGAUGAUGGCUCUGUUGUGGUUUUUGCAGUGGACAAUUUCUUUGAGCCUAAUUUCACUCUUCCCGCUCCUCAGUCGGUCAUAAACCUCAACCCAGAAUGCGUGGAAUUCAGUCCUUUUUCACGGUAUGAGGAGGCAUCAGGGGUCCUACAAUCACGGGGUUAUUCAAUUUUUGCCACUUUUCUGGACUUGCAAUUGAUGGGGUUCGUGAAUUCCCAUAAAAUCCCUUCUGUGAAUGGGAUGAAACUGACAGUUUUUGCCCCCCUGGAUGAGGCUUUGAUUGGGGAUACUGGGAAUUUUCUCCAGUAUUCUUCCAUAUUCUUGAGGCAUCUGUUGCCAUGUAAGCUUAACUGGAACGAGCUCAAUGGAAUUGCAAAUGAGACUGUUUUCAGAAACUAUGUUGAGGAGCUUAGCAUGAAAAUCGAAAAGUCUGGUGAUCGAGUAAUGAUUAAUGGUGUUGAGAUUGCUGCUCCAGGAUUAUACGAGAAUGAAGGGAUUGCAAUUCAUGGGGUGAGGGAGAUAAUACCAGUACUGGAUAGUACAGAUGAGGAUGCUGCAGAGACAACUUUCAUGAAACUUGAGAAGAAAAAAGUUGACGGAAAUUGUCCUGCCCCUGAUCGUGGUGAAUUCUGA
Molecule: messenger RNA, 1092 nt
Organism: Coffea arabica (coffee)
Lineage: Eukaryota; Viridiplantae; Streptophyta; Magnoliopsida; Gentianales; Rubiaceae
Product: putative fasciclin-like arabinogalactan protein 20
Source: RefSeq, a predicted model, not a curated record